UCGGCUGUCGCGUGCAUAUGACGUACCCGUGACGACCCGUUUCGUUUCUUUAGCUAGCGCUACGCACGACGAUUUUUUAGUUUUUGCAAAAUUGUUGGCUUUGUUUGUUUUUAUUGAUCUCUUCGGCUCAGUUCGGUUAGCGGUUGCUUUUUGUGCGUGUUUUUGUUCUCUCCCUUCGCGGGGGAACAAAGAGUCCUGUUAAUGAUGGAUGGUGUUGAAUAGCUGUGUGAGGUGGUGGCCUUCAUCAUCAUCAUCAUCAUCAUCACCUGUUGAGUCCUCGCUGUGUUCUCCUGAACCCGGUAGCAGAGAUGUAUAACGGGAUCGGACUGACCACGCCGCGUGGCAGUGGCACUAACGGCUACGUGCAGAGGAACCUGUCAUGCGUUCGGGCCAAGCGCAGCCGAGACGAUCACGGAGGACCGAAGGAUGAGAAGGACCGAGAGAGGCUGGAGAGUCAGCUGAACCGACAACCAAAUGCUGAUAUCCUGGAGCACCAGAGGAAGAGACAGCUGGAGGUCAAAUGUGCUGAACUGCAGGACAUGAUGGAAGAGCAGGGGUACUCCGUUGAGGAGAUUGAGGAGAAGGUGAGCAGUUUCCGUAUGAUGCUGCAGGAGAAACAGGAACCUCCUCUGCCUGCUGCUGAGAAACCAAGUGUGACUGAGACGCACGCUCUCGCCGCCGCCAACCAGCAGAAGAACGACCGACUCAGGGAGGCGUUCGGCAUCAGCUCGGACUACGUGGAUGGCUCGUCCUUCCACCCCGAACGUAAAGAGAGAGAGAAGAGAGAGCAGGAGAGGCUGGAGAGAGAGAGACAGCAGGAGCAGCAGCAGAAGAGAUAUCAGAUUAUUGAAGACUCUGACGAGUCGGAUUCUUCAUCCACUCGAAAACAGAGCCGUAAGAAGAAAAGGAAGAAAGAAAAAAGUAGAGAGAGCUCUGAAAGUCCCUCUCCAUCACCUCCAAGAGAGAAGAAGAAAAACAAGACAAAGAAAAAGAAGAGGGAGCGUUCAGUGCAGAGUGACUACGGGAGUUCGUCUGACGACAAGCCCGAUAUUAAGAAGAAGAAAAGGAAGAGGAGCAGUGAAAACGGGACUCCGCCCCCUACAAAGAGCCGACGGCGGCGCAGCGGGUCGUCCAGCUCGCCUCACAGCAGGUCACCGGUCGUGUUAAAGGACAAACAGCACAACCCGCCUGCUGCUCGGGCAGAUGAGGGGAGGAAGGGCAGAUCUCCUGAGCGCAGGGGUCGCCACAGGGACAGUCCGGAGAAGAUGGAGAAGCCUUCGAGACAUUCCAGGUCCCCUGACCGAAACAGGAAGGACCGGGAGAGGGAAAGGGAGCGAGAAAAGGAGUGCCUGAAGGAAAAGCCCCAAAGGGGGGGGCGCCACGAGUCAUCGUCUCCAUCUCGGUCUCCACCUCCUAAACAGCAGCGAGACAGGGAGAAACCUCCUCAACGGAAAAGACAUGACUCGUCCUCUCCAUCACCGUCUCCGAAACGACAGAGGGACAGGAGGCAGAGGAGCGUCGAGAAAGAGGAUGAGAGGAGGAAGAGGGACAGCAAGCCCCGGAAAAGACGUGACUCCUCAUCAUUGUCUCCUUCGCCGCAAAGAGACAGAGCGCGGAGAGGACGCAGCGGCGAGAAGGAGAGGGCGUCCUCACCCACGCGUCCUUCAGGCAGGAGCAGAACGAGGGAUAAAGACACCGUCUCGCAGAGUCGAGUCAGAGAGAGUGAUAAACGGAGAGAGAGAGCCCGCUCCAGCGACUCACCUGUUUCACCUGCCCGCCACUCGCCACGCUCCGAUGGAAAGCAGAAAGAGGCGGAGAGAGCCAGGGAGAGGGAGGAGCAGAGACAGAAAGAGCUGGAGGAGCAGCGAAGAAAAGAGCGGGACAGAGAUGCUGAAAAGGGACGAGAGGAGGUGAAGAGAAAAGAGCGAGAGAGCACCAGUGAAAAGGGACGAGAGGAGUCGAGGAGAAACGAGCGAGAGAGCGACAGAGAAAGGGAACGGAAAGAGCGAGAAAAGGACAAGAGACGCUCUGAAGAGAGACGCUCUGGGAAAGUCAGCGAGACAGGAGACAAGCGGGCAGACCGAGAGAAAGCCACGACGGAGAGACGGGACGAGAAGGUGAAGGAGGACGAGAGGCCGGGAAGAACUCGAGAGAAGAGUCCCGUGGAGAGAGGGAGAGAAAAGACACAGAGCAAGGAGAAGGAGAAAAAGAAAUCCAGAGGUUCGAGCAGCAGCAGCGACAGCAGCAGCAGCAGCAGCAGUGACAGCGACAGCAGCAGCAGUGACAGCGACUCCGACAGUUCAUCAUCAUCAUCCUCCUCUUCCUCCUCGUCUUCAUCAUCAUCCUCCGACGAUGAAAAGAAGGAGAAAAGUAAAGAGGUGCCUCACACCAUCAUCGCACAGGCCGUGGCUCGGAGAGUGCAGGAGGAGAAGGGAGGGGGAGAGAGAGACAGAUACACGCCCACAGAGAGGGAGAGUGCCACCUCUGUGUCUGCACAGGCUCCGCCCACCAGAAAGGACAGCAGGGACAGGAGAUCUCCAUCUCCUCAGAAGGAACAACAGAGAGAGAGAGAUCGAGGAAAAGAGAGGUACACUCCCACUGAGACCUCGAGCCCUCCUCCGUCUCCUCCAGCACGAAGGAGGUACAGUCCGGAGGAGGACACGAGAACCCACAGCAAAGAUCUGGAGAGGCCUAGGGAGCGAGGGAGCGACCGGUACACGCCCUCGGAUCUCGAGCGCCAAGACAAGAACAGGGCGAGCGAGAGAAAGCGGGCGUCUCCACCCAGAGGGCGGGAGGAGGAGAGACAGAACAAACGGGCCCCAUCACCAUCACGUUCUCCAUCACGAUCUCCAGCACGACAACGCGCAAAUCCCCCACGCUCGCCGAGCCCAAAACGAGGAGUCAGGAGAGCGACUCCGCCCUCGCGCCGAGACCAAGCACGGGACAGAGACCGAGACAGAGAGAGGGAUAGAGAUCGAGGGAGGCCAGGAGAGAGAGAGAGGGCACGCUCACGAGAGAGGAGGACGAGAAGCAGCAGAUCACGAAGCCCGCGCAGACGCUCCCCUCCGUACAGGUCCCGUCGUUCUCCUUCUCCUGUGUACCGCCACAGAAGCAGUCGCUCUCUGUCUCGAGAGAGGGAGAGACAUCGCGAGCAAGAGAGGGCGCGGGAGAAGGAGCGAGAGCGUGAGCGUGAAAGAGAGAGGGAAAAGAAGGCAAGAUCACCUCCUCGUCGCUCUCCGUCGUCUUCAUCCACGUCCUCAUCCUCCUCGAGUUCGUCCUCUUCGUCCUCGCCCUCUCCUCAGAGGAAACCUGAUCCCCAGAAGGACAGGAAGUCUGAAAAAAGGCUCUGCUCUCGUUCCUCCUCACCGCCUCCUGCUCGGGAUUCUCCGAAACGCUCCAGGCAACCGCCUCCGCGCUCCAGGUCUCCUCCCAGCAACCAAUCAGAUACGAGAAAGACCUCAAGGGGUCGAUCGAGGAGCCAAUCACCGAGGGAGCGAUGCGCGACUCGGAGCCAAGAGCAGCCAAUCAGAGGAGAGAACGUGCUGAACGGGAGAGCAGAGAAGGAGGUUGUGAAGCAACAGAAGAGCGACAGCAAGAGCAGCUCAAGCUCUUCAUCAUCCGCAUCAUCGUCGUCUUCAUCCUCAUCCUCUGAUAGCUCGGACUCUGAGACGGAGAAAAGGCGAGGGAAAGCGGCAGCGAGUCGACGCUCGUCCUCAUCAGAGAGUGAGGAAGUGAAGAAGAAAAGUCCCCCUCCUCGUCGGCCGAGAGAGCCUGCAGACUCGCUGAGAGACUCCAGAUCACUCAGCUACUCUCCUCCUGCACGUCUGCGCAGAGCUGCACGCUCUCCUCCCACUCGCAGGAGAUCAAGGAGCAGAUCAAGCAGCAGUAGGAGGAGAAAAUAGUUAAUUGAGCUGUACAUCACUGACGUGUUCUUCGUAUAUUUCUUUCCCCGACAUUUCUAUUGUAUAAUUGGAGUAUUAAAAAAAAAAAACACGGCAGAAACUUGUUUGUAAAUAACGAUCCACACCCGAGUUCUGAACUGGAGCGAGGAAUCAUCUCAGAGUUUCUGCACCCACUCUCACACCCAGGGAUGCUUUUGGUUUAUUUUUUACUUUCAUGAUGAUGUGUGAGAGAGAAGCUGAGCUGCAGAUACAUCACAUGUUCCUCUGUGCCAACACCAACUUAAAUAAAUACACCUGUGUGUGCAUCUCUCUCUCUCUCUCUCUCUCUCUCUCUGUGCCCUGCUGCAUUGUUCGGAAUGUAGAUAAGUCACUAUGGUUAGAACUGUCAGAGUGGACCGUGUCUUGCUUACAUGCCCUUUUUCUUUCACUUUGUGGGGAAAAAUCAAGGACUAAUGAAUCAAUAAAAGGUUGUAUCUGUA
Messenger RNA from Neoarius graeffei (lesser salmon catfish), 4381 nucleotides. It is a transcript of the gene srrm2, whose product is annotated as serine/arginine repetitive matrix 2. Lineage: Eukaryota; Metazoa; Chordata; Actinopteri; Siluriformes; Ariidae. The coding region runs from base 309 to 3902 and encodes 1197 amino acids. The transcript has 15 exons. The record is from RefSeq and is a predicted model, not a curated record.